Molecule: messenger RNA, 348 nt
Organism: Pterocles gutturalis (yellow-throated sandgrouse)
Lineage: Eukaryota; Metazoa; Chordata; Aves; Pterocliformes; Pteroclidae
Product: ADP-ribosylation factor-like protein 10
Exons: 2
Molecular function (GO): GTPase activity; GTP binding
Source: RefSeq, a predicted model, not a curated record
CCAGUGGGCGGCAGCCAGAACCUGCGGGCGUACUGGCAGCACUACCUGAGCGAGGCCCACGUGCUGGUGUUCGUGGUGGACUCGGUGGACAGGUCGCGCCUGCUGACGGCGCGCCAGGAGCUGCAUGCACUGCUGGCCGCGGAGCCCCUGGUCGUGCUGGCCAACAAGCAGGACAAGAGCAAUGCCCUGAGCAUGGCGGAGCUGCGGGAGGAGCUGGCCCUGCACAUGCUCAGCGAGCAGCGGGAGCUCUUCCUCCUGCCCACCAGCGCGACCUGGGCCAGCCUGAGCAGUGCCACCAGCGUCCUCCACGUGAAGAGCCUGCUGGUCACCCUGCUGUCCCAGCCCUGA